This is a messenger RNA of Porites evermanni, 3993 nucleotides long. Lineage: Eukaryota; Metazoa; Cnidaria; Anthozoa; Scleractinia; Poritidae. The record is from the annotation of a GenBank genome assembly.
AUGGCAUCCAAGGGACCGGAGUGUUCGAUCUGUUUUGAAGGUUACAAUGACAAAGACAAAUGUCCUCGGUUGCUGAGUUGUGGACAUAGCUUCUGCUCGUGUUGCUUGGAAAGGUUACUCCGUGGUAACACUAUUGAUUGUCCCAAAUGCAGAAAUCUAGUUGCCGUUCCUUCUGGGGUCCAUGGCCUGUUAAAGAAUUUUGCGUUACUGGACAUCGUGAACGAAACGGCACCCCAACAAACUGCUGAAAAUACAGAUCAUACAGGCACUCACGAAUGUGAGGCUUGUGAUGAGAAACACCCCGCGACUUUCUUUUGCUUGGACUGCAAAGAAAACUUGUGCAAGACUGCAGCUCAGUUUCAUAAACGCAGCAAAUUAAGUCGUGACCACCGGGUUGUUACCUUCAAGGAACUGAAAGCAAACCCUCAGCUGGCUUCUGUAUCGGUUCUCUGUCCGGAGCAUAACGAUCAAUUCCGCUUUUUCGACGAAAAUUGUGGUCAUGUUAUUUGUAGAGAUUGUUAUGCCCUUAAUCAUAACGGGCACAAGUUUGUAGUAGUAGCUGACGCUGCUUCAAAAUACCGACAGGAGAUGGAGGCGCUUGUCACCAAAGCCAGCUGUCAAGCCGAAAAGAUUAAUGCUGCUAAAGAUCAAGUGGUGAAUAAGCUUGUUUUAAUGGAAGAGGGUUGCGAAGUACAGCGUGAAAACAUUCAAGGCUUUUUUAGAAAGGUAUGGCAUAUCUUUGUUAUUGGGGUACCACUUACGAGUUACUAUCCGAAUUUCCUAUUGCUUUUUAACGGUUUCUGCUAACAAUAAUUAUAAAGAAACAAAAUAAUCUCAACGUGGAAUGCAGAAACCAGUGAUUUGUUAAUACCUAUCCUGAACUAAGGCCAAUGAACUAAAUAUUUAAGGGUAGGCCGCUCCCGGAUCAUGAUUGUUGAACGUAUUCACUGAACUCACCUUGUAGCUAGCCUAACACACGGGAUGUAAGCCCUAAGAACGUCCGCGCUAAAGGCUUCUUCAAGCCUGCGUGCAAACGUCUCCAAUUUCCUUUGGACACAGACUACGCACCUCGGAAAACACCUAUCAGCCGUUUUUGAUCUGGAUUGUUUGUGUGGAAUAGGUCCGCGGAUAUUACAGAGUGUGCGUUUUCUUUUGUAUAUUUAUAGCUUCAUUCUGCACUAUCUAACCGAGAGCAAGUUUUGAUGGAUAAGUUGUCCAGUAUACAUCAACAAAAGAAAUCCAUCCUCACGGAGCAGCUCGACCGUUUGGAAGUAAACGAAGCAUUUUUAAAGAGUGCAGCUCAACGAGCAAAGUCCUCCAUCCAAUCUCCGAGUGAUGUUCAGUUCCUACUCAACAGGCCGGAUAUAGUCUCGACGCUCGAGACCGAAAAAUGCUACUCAGUGGUACUUGAGCCAGAGGCACAGUUUAUUCCAGAGUUCACCGAGAGCGAAGAGAAGGGAAUGGUGAGAAUUUAAAUUGAUUUUAGUUAUCCAUGAAUUAGCCUGGGACCCAGACUAACGGUUUUCUUCGAACGCCAUUCUCUUCUCCGGGAUGAAUAUUCUGGCAGAUAUUCUUUACAUAGCAGUUGUCAUCUACCCUGGUCCCGGACGUUUUUCUGGAAAAUUUUCUCUGCGUAAGAGAGAACGAGCUGUGCAAAGUGGCGAUCUAGGACCAGGGUAGUUGUCAUUUGUCGAGUAGUAUAUGUUCAUUUCCGUGUGAAAUUUUCCACCAUUAUUCUCCAGCUCUAUCAAUAGAGCCUGAGCUGAGCUAACACAACCUCUUCCCCAGGGCGUCACAGUUGUCCACCUAUUUCUGCAGUUAUCCUGCACCAUUAACGCCUUUCUUGGCGAUAUCCCAAACGUCAUCCAAAUUUGGUCAACGCUAACUAGAAUUUGCCGAGGAUUUAAGCCAAUCAGAAAUGAGGAAAUAUUAAUCUCUUUUUACAAUAUGGUGGAUGCAACGCCCGUUGCAUCAGUGUCGCAGUCACUCCACAGUCCACACCGCCUGUAUAGAGUCUAUAGACUAUGUGGAAAACUGGGACUCAGUAUCACGUGUUUUCGUUUUGGGAAAUCCCACCCCCCACGAGCUUUUCCCUUGCUCGAAGAUUCUGAGUUUUUUUUGUUGUUGUCUCUGAAUGGUAGUUUUAAGAAGCUGCAUUGCUAGUCGAGUAGUAUAUUUAUGAAGUUAUUAAGUUAUCCCGUCUUAUUAAGUUAUUUAAUACUUUAGGUUAGCCUCUCUUCGUAGUCGUUAUGUACUUGCCUAAUUGUGUGGGCCAGCUUUGCGCACAGUCGUUGCCCAUGAUCGAUUACAGAGUACAGACACACCAAAAUUCAUUUCUCAGUUCACAAAUAUAAGAACUCAUCCAAAGGUUACUUAAAAUAUGGUUGUCGUAAAGACAAUUUUAUUCUAUAAAACUAUUAAGAAAGGGAAUAUCGAGUGAAAGAUGACUAAGCGUGCCAAGUAAAUCGCUUUUUUAGUAAAUGAGCUUUACGAAAUUGACUUUCUAAAGAAUGUAAAAUGCAACGAUCUCUUUCAGCCUGUCACGUACCGCUCCAACAAGAGUAUAGAGGCGGUUAUCCAGAGCGCAGGAGACAUCAGUGACAUAUCAACCUGUGCAGCAAACACUACUGCAACUGGUCCGGGAAUAAGAACUGCAAACCCUGGAAGGAAGGUGACAUUCACUAUUACUUCUCACGACGGCCGAAACUUUCAACGCAAGCUUGGUGGCGACGUUUUUGAGGUGAAACUGAAACCAGAGGUGGGAGGAGAUGAAAUAAAGGUAGAAUUGAACGACCAAAAGAAUGGAACUUACUUGGCAGAAUAUGCUGUCGACAAUCUGUGUGGCAAAUUAACGUUGUCGGUAUUCUUGCGAGGUGCACACAUCAAAAACAGUCCAUUUUCUGUUCUAGUUGAACCUAGAAGGGAAGAUGAGCGAGGCCAUAGACGUCCAGCUAGAAAUCCGAUCGAAACAAGGCAAGAUGGAUAUCCAGCUAGAAAUCCGAUCGAAACAAGGCAAGAUGGAUAUCCAGCUAGAAUUCCGAUCGAAACAAGGCAAGAUGGGUAUCCAGUUAGAAAUCCGAUCGAAACAAGGCAAGAUGGAUAUCCAGCUAGAACUCCGAUCGAAACAAGGCAAGAUGGGUAUCCAGCUAGAAUUCCGAUCGAAACAAGACAAGAUGGGUAUCCAGCUAGAAAUCCAAUCGAAACAAGGCAAGAUGGGUAUCCAGCUAGAAUUCCGAUCGAAACAAGGCAAGAUGGGUAUCCAGCUAGAAUUCCGAUCGAAACAAGGCAAGAUGGGUAUCCAGCUAGAAUUCCGAUCGAAACAAGGCAAGAUGGGUAUCCAGCUAGAAUUCCGAUCGAAACAAGGCAAGAUGGGUAUCCAGCUAGAAUUCCGAUCGAAACAAGGCAAGAUGGAUAUCCAGCUAGAAUUCCGAUCGAAACAAGGCAAGAUGGAUAUCCAGCUAGAAAUCCGAUCGAAACAAGGCAAGAUAGAUAUCAAGGUAGAAGACGAGGCAACAGGGAACUAGGCGAGAUCAGGAGCCGAUUACGGGCGUCGGAUAUCGUUUUUGACUAAGCCUGACGGAAGCGACCAUGGGAAGAGGAAAGACGAGGUGUUACUCGCUUUCUCGUUCCUGUCAUCGUUUGCUUGCAAAGUUUCGUAGCGAGAGGAUAUCUGGAAACGAGGCUGUUAAGACUUUUUUGAAAAGAAGGCGGCGCGACUCGCACAAACAUAAUUGUUAAUAGCGGAGCUCUCGCGCGCGAAGCGCGCGCAGCGGAGCACCGUGGGUAAGAAAAUGUGGUAAACUACCCAUCCGAGAAAAUUUGGUAAUCACGUGACCGUACACCGACCAACUGCCCGACCGUCCGUCCGCACCACAGGCAUACCAAUGUAAAAUAACUCAUUCAACAGGUAUGGCAACCCAAAUGUAACUCGAGGUUAUUUUGACGGGAAAUCGCAUAGCCACCCGCGCCUUGUGAAGCAGAGACAACUAAAGG